AAAUCAUGAUUGGGCCUCCGGUGGGUCCAAUGUUGUAAAUGAUAACAAGGCAGGCAGGCAGGCAGGCACCACUGCGAGUGUGACCACAUCCAUCGGUCAAUUCUGUUUCUUACUAUCAUCAAUUCCUGGGUAUUCCGGUUUUAGGAUCGUGUUCAAGAGAAGAGUUUGAGAUAGUGAAUCGAUCGGCUUUGGAAUGAAUUAUAUAUUAGGGGCUUUCAAGCCGUCUUGUAACAUCUCGAUCACGCUUAAUGAUGGAAAAACUCGCAAGCAGGUUCCGUUGAAGAAGGAAAAUGGUCAAAUGUCAAUGGUUCCCCUUUUCCAGAGCCAAGAAACCAUUGCUGGAAAGAUUUCUAUAGAGCCAGUGCAAGGGAAGAAAGUUGAGCAUAAUGGUAUUAAGGUAGAGCUCCUUGGACAGAUCGAAAUAUAUUUUGACAGAGGCAACUUUUAUGACUUCACGUCUCUUGUUCGUGAACUGGAUGUUCCUGGUGAAAUAUAUGAAAGGAAAACAUUUCCUUUUGAAUUUUCUACAGUUGAAAUGCCAUAUGAGACAUACAAUGGCGUGAAUGUGCGACUUAGGUAUGUUCUGAAGGUAACAAUCAGUCGGGGCUAUGCUGGCAGCAUAACACAAUACCAAGAUUUUGUGGUUCGCAACUAUAGCCCACCUCCAUCGAUCAACAACAGCAUUAAGAUGGAAGUUGGAAUAGAAGAUUGCCUUCAUAUUGAGUUCGAGUAUAACAAAAGCAAGUAUCAUUUGAAAGAUGUAAUAAUCGGGAAGAUAUAUUUUCUUCUUGUUAGAAUCAAGUUAAAGAAUAUGGAUCUUGAGAUUAGGCGACGGGAAUCCACUGGUUCUGGGGCCAACACUCAUGUUGAAACAGAAACCCUAGCAAAAUUCGAGUUGAUGGAUGGUGCUCCUGUGAGAGGUGAAUCUAUACCGAUCAGGCUAUUCUUGAGCCCGUACGAACUGACGCCAACGCAUCACAAUAUCAACAACAAAUUUAGUGUCAAGUAUUAUUUGAACCUGGUACUUGUGGAUGAAGAAGAUCGCAGGUACUUUAAGCAGCAGGAGAUCACUAUUUAUCGAACGGCUGAAACUUCUUCCUGAGUUUAGGGUUUAGGUCCUGAAUAUGUUUCGAAUUAUAUAGGCCAGCAAAGUUAUGUAACAUAAUUGCAGGUAAAUGGGGUGUGUUUGUUUAAUGUUUUUGCUUUCAACACUUUUAUGUUAAACAUUGAUGUCUUGAAGUCAGAUCCAUCCAAGCCAAAGGAUUGUUUAUGGACUUUUUUUACUAA
Helianthus annuus (common sunflower) is the source of this 1287-nucleotide messenger RNA. RefSeq names its product vacuolar protein sorting-associated protein 26A. NCBI's taxonomy places the organism in Eukaryota, Viridiplantae, Streptophyta, Magnoliopsida, Asterales, Asteraceae. The record is from RefSeq and is a predicted model, not a curated record. Gene Ontology annotation, biological process: retrograde transport, endosome to Golgi; intracellular protein transport. Gene Ontology annotation, cellular component: endosome; retromer complex. The transcript is spliced from 12 exons. The coding region runs from base 194 to 1102 and encodes 302 amino acids.